GCCCGAGGAACCCCGCCACCAUGCAGAUCCUUCACAACUUACUCGCACCUCUCCUCGUCCUGCUGGCGAUUUUGGCCAGCUGCGAGUCGCGGCGAAGCGCUUAUCGCUUGCCAAAAGUCCAGGGACGCAGUGCCUCCGGCAGUCCUUCGCCUCAGGACGUGGGCUCUGGGCGGGAUUUUAUGAAGAAGUUCAUGCUGAUGCGGGGACUCUUCCAGCAGCCGCCCAGUGACAAUGUGAUCGUUAUCACGGAACCAUCGAGCCUAACGUACACGACCACGCCCACGACGACCACCACAACAACGACUACAACCGUACCCGCGGCCAACACCACGGGUCGUUCCCUGCAGAAAGACGAUGAUGAGACCCAGGAAGCUCCAGUGACCACAAUGACUAGCAGGGCUAUCGAGGAUCGACUGGAUCUGCCGGCUGGCGCGAAGGAGUCCCAGGAAGUGGCAACACACAAGCAGCCGGAAAAGCCAUUGCAAUGGACAAAGAAGUUCAAUCUGAAGCGCGCACAGUUAAACAGGAAAAAGAACUUGGUGAAGAAGACCCAUCGACGGGUCCACAAGCAUCCCCAGAAAAAGAAGAGUGUUCAAAAGAGGAAGCUGAACCAAAAGCAGUCGGCGAACCAGCAACGCAACACGGAAUCCGCGGUCAGCUUCAUCGAGCCCUAUCACAACGAUCGAAGCCAACCCCAAUCCCAAUCCCAAUCCCAAGCUGGUGGUGGUCAGUCCAGCUCCGAUUCUCGACUGCAGCGCAUCUGGCGACGCUUCCAAAUCGUCAAAUAA
This is a messenger RNA of Drosophila erecta, 788 nucleotides long. Its product is annotated as myotubularin-related protein DDB_G0290005. The coding region runs from base 21 to 788 and encodes 255 amino acids. The transcript has 2 exons. The record is from RefSeq and is a predicted model, not a curated record. NCBI's taxonomy places the organism in Eukaryota, Metazoa, Arthropoda, Insecta, Diptera, Drosophilidae.